Messenger RNA from Acanthosepion pharaonis, 1941 nucleotides. The record is from the annotation of a GenBank genome assembly. Lineage: Eukaryota; Metazoa; Mollusca; Cephalopoda; Sepiida; Sepiidae.
AUGCAUCUCUCCUUAUCUAAUUCUUUUAACGACUUAUCUAUCUAUCUAUCUAUCUAUCUAUCUAUCUAUCUAAUCUAUUAUAUUCUAUUCGUCUCUAUCACGGAAAUUCAUACUUCUGUUACAUAUCUUUUGCAAAGCAAUAGGCGUGCGCCAAUAUCGUUUCGUAGCCCCACCCACAUCUGCUUCGGAAUCUUCACCCAUGGGGGCAAUCUCGCCGAGACUGGAUUACAGCAAAAGCACCUGUUUGUCUUCAAUGGUGAUGUUAAUUUCUUUCUAAAUAUGUCUCCUGAUGGAUAUUUGUUCGUUGAAUGCGCGCGUAAUAUCAUUAGGUUCAAAUUAAGCUAUUCGGCUGGCAUGUGUCUGCCAUCUUUCUUUUCGCAGUCGGUCUCCCCCAUGAAUUCGGCUCCCUCACCCCCAUCACGCCGAUCUACCAAGGCUGGGAGUGGGGAUAAGAGUCCUACGCCUCAUUUUGAAUGGUUUAUGGCCGACCACUUUUACCCAAUUCCUCAAAGACCGGUCGUCAUAUUUCUCUUUCGGCCCCUGGCAUCCGACGCUGCUGUCUGUCCGAUCGUAGCAGCGGGACUCAUCGAUCAAUCAGCGGGACCCUUUUUCACAUUGGCGAGAAAAAGAAGAACUAAAAGACAACGAUUUCAUGAAAAAGAUGUCAAUAAAAAUGCAAACUCUAUAAACUAUAACAUUUCUCUCUCUCACUCUCUCUGUCUCUCUGUCUCUGUCUCUCUCUCUCUCUGUCUCUCUCACUCUCUCUCUCUCACUCUCUCUCUCUGUAUCUCUGUCUCUGUCUGUCUCUCACUCUCUCUCUCUGUCUCUCUCUCUCUGUGUCUCUGUUUCUCUCAAACUCUCUCUCUGUCUCUGUCUCUCUCUCACUCUCUCACUCUGUCUCUGUCUCUCUCACUCUCUCUCUGUGUCUCUGUCUCUCUCUCUCUCUGUCUCUGUCUCUCUCUCUGUCUCUGUCUCUCUCUGUCUCUCUCUGUCUCUGUCUUUCUUACUCUCUCUCUCUCUCUGUUUUUCCUUUAUCUUCAUUCUUUCUUUUUCCUUUCUUUCUUUCUUUCUUUUUUUUUCUACUACUUGUUUCAUUCUUCUCUCAGUUUUCCUUUAUCUUCAUUCUUUCUUUUUUUCCUUUCUUUCUUUCUUUUCUUUUUUAUUUUUUUUUUCUUUUCUUUAUUUUCAUUCAGUCUUGUUUGUAUUCUAAAUUUUCAUUGUUUUUUCAUUCAUUCAUUCAUUCAUUCUUUCCUUUCUUUCAUCUUUCUUUCUUUCUAUUGUUUCUUUUUUUGCCCUUUUUCCUUCAAUUCUUUCAUUCUUUCUUCCUUUUUCUUAUACACUGAUUUCAUUCGCUUUCCUUCGCCUUCUCUCAAUCUUCUUUCUUUCUUUCUUUCUUUCUUUCUUUCUUUCUUUCUUUCACUUUACAUUGCUUCCUUUUUUUCUUUUCCUCAUUAUUUUCAUUCAGUCUUGUUUGCCUUUUCUAAAUUUUCCCUUACCUUCUUUCUUUCUUUCUUUCUUUCUUUCUUUCUUUCUUUCUUUCUUCCACGUCUUUCUUUCUUUCUUUCUUUCUUUCUUUCUUUCUUUCUUUCUUUCACUUUACUUCUUCCUUUUUUUUUUUCCUCAUUUCUUCCACCUUCUUUCUUUCUUUCUUUCUUUCUUUCUUUCUUUCUUUCUUUCUUCCACGUCUUUCUUUCUUUCUUUCUUCCACGUCUUUCUUCCACGUCUUUCUUUCUUUCUUUCUUUCUUCCACGUCUUUCUUCCACGUCUUUCAUUCUUUCUUUCUUUCUUUCUUUCUUUCUUCAUUGUUUUCAUUUGGUCUUGUUUGCCUCCUCUCAAUUUUCCCUUAUUCUCUUUCUUUCUUUCUUUCUUUCUUUCUUUCUUUCUUUUUUCUUUGAGAUGUCAGCUAAUCCCCAAGCCGCAUUUGUGAUCCCUUGCUCCUGA